GUACGAUGCACUAAACUUACGUUGCUUGAAAAAUAUACUCAAAGCUCUCUGUGUACAUGGCAACCUCCAAUCCAAGUGUUUGUUUGAAGCUCCUCAUCGAUACAAAGGGUAAACGAGUUCUCUUUGCUGAAGCUGGCAAAGACUUUGUGGACUUUCUCCUCACAAUCCUGUCUUUGCCUCUUGGCACUGUCAUCCGCCUCCUCUCCAAAGAUGGCAUGGUUGGCUCGUUAGGCAAGCUUUAUGGCAGUGUCGAAAGCCUAAGCAGCACAUACAUGCAACCACACUUUAACAAGGAAUCCCUUCUGAAACCUAAGGCAACUGCAACAAGUGAUGUUGGUGCUGAUGUCCUUCAUAUGCUGACGAUAGAUGACUCCUCUGCUGAAAAGUCAAUCUAUGGUUGUCGUAAUUGUUGUUGUAAUUACAGCAGCAACCGGCCAAUCGUUGUAACCGACGACCCUAAAGCCACUUGUCCGCACUGCCGUUCAAGCAUAACUUCACCGGCGACUUUUGUCCAUCGAUCCGCUGCUGAAAGAACAACGUCCGGCGAGGGAGGGUAUGUGAAAGGUGUUGUGACUUAUAUGAUUAUGGAUGACCUGGAGGUGAAGCCUAUGUCUACCAUUUCAAGCGUAACCAUGCUCAACACGUUCAACGUCAAGGAUGUCGGUGCCCUUGAAGAGAAGGAGGUCCAUCUUACCAUGGAAGAGGGUGUCAAAUUGCUGAGGGUAUCAUUGCUGUCAAACUUGGUUCUGACCACCGUGUUCCUUGAUAAGAAUGAAGCGUGAACACCUCAACUUUAUUUGCACUUCAACUGCAAGUAUUAUGGAAUGAACAGUCUGAAUUUUCUACGAGGUGUUUGUUUGUGUUUGUUUCUGAAUGAUAUUUUGUUUUGCUUACCUGGUAAUGUAAUGUAAUUAAUGACCUAUGUAGUUUUGGGUUUCAAACUUUUUAGAUGUUAUGUAAUCUAGGACUUUUGUUUGAAGGUUCCUGUCUAGAUCUAUUGUACCUUUGGUUUUGGAUUUGGACUAUGUUCUGUUAUGUAUUGUUAUUUUGGAAGUGAUACUGUCUCGUUUUGGAUUUCA
This is a messenger RNA of Malus domestica (apple), 1079 nucleotides long. RefSeq lists its product as uncharacterized. Lineage: Eukaryota; Viridiplantae; Streptophyta; Magnoliopsida; Rosales; Rosaceae. The record is from RefSeq and is a predicted model, not a curated record.